AUGGACCUGACUGGACUCAUCAGGAAACUUGGCCACCCGCUGGCGGAGAUCCGGGAGCGCGCGCUGAGGAAUAUUCUCUGCAAGGUCGAGCACAACCUACUCUGCCCCGCGGACCUCGUCCAGGAGAGGCUGCUUUUCCUCCGCUUGCUGGAAUGGUUCAACUUCCCGUCUGCUCCAAUGAAAGAAGAGGUUCUAACCCUGUUGAGCAGUCUAGUGAAGUAUCCCCCGGCGGUCCAGCACUUGGUUGACCUCGGCGCAGUGGAGUUCUUCUCCAAGCUUCGUUCUAACGUGGAGCCAGACCUGCAGGCUUCAGUCGAUGGCCUACUGGACGGGCUCUUCACGCUGCCCUCCGAAGCUCCCACGCCGCGGCGCACGUCCUCCCAAACCAGCCCACUCGACUUUUCACAGAAGCCUGCGGUCCUGACGGGCUAUUUUCCUCAAGGCAGAAGUAGUUUCCAGCAGACAGAAGGGCCUCAGCGACUGGUGGGACCUCAGGCUGUGAAAUGUUUGAAGUUUUGUGCGUUUCCUUGGCUGCCCCUGACCACGACCGACAGACACGUCCUUUCCUCGAAUGAAAGCUCUCUGAGAAGCAGUAAGCACACUCUGAUCUGGAAUACCUGUGAACUCUUGAAGGACGUUAUUAUGGAAGAUUUUCCUGCUGAAAUUUUCCUACAAAGGCCCCAAAUCGUCCAGGGCCUUUUGUCUCUGCUGAAGCUGGCUUUUGCAGGAGACGGGAAGCAUCGCCUGGCUCUGCAGUCCGCGUCGUGCCUGCAGCAGCUGUGCACCAACUUAAGGAACCGACUCAACUUUCACCGAGACCCAGGCUUUUUCUCUAGUAAACAAGACACGGUCUCCCAGAAUUCCUCCUUGUCUUACUGUCCUGAACCCAGAGGGGCUCACCAUUCGCAGAACCCUUCCCCAGGAAGCAGCAGCCCUCGGCCCUCUGUGCUCGGGCGCACAGGCCAGCGUCCCCGAGGGGACGGCCAGGACUGGGAUGCAGCAUCUUCCAGUGGAAGCAGUAGUCACGCUCAUGUCACCUCCAGGAUGUCUGCCCCCUCGCCCCUGGACAGGGGACCCGUGGACCUGCCUGAGUUGGGAGCUGAAGAUGUCCUGGGGCUGCAGCUCCAGCAGCUCAGCCUCCCCCAGUUCUGUGUCUCUGUGCUGGAGUCAGCAGUUCCUCUGUUGCGGACAGGGAGUAGACAGAUGGUGAUAAGAGCUCUGGAAUUGCUUGUGGAGGAUGUGACCCUGAUGGGUGAUGCCCUUUCAACAGAUAUCUGGGACGACAACAGUCUUUUUGCUAUAGAUAUGAGGGAGAAGCUGCUCACGGUGUUGGAGUCCCUUGGUGAAACCAUGUCCCACCAUAAGAGCAGUGUGGGUCUGGAGCAGCCGGAGGCGAUGCUGGUUCACCACAGAAUGGCCUUUGUCAGCACCUCUCUCUUCACCGUGCGGCUCUUACAAACGCUGCUUCCUGUGGAGAAGGCAAGCCAGUUUCUACCGGAAGCCACGUCAGCAGCAUUAUUCCUUCUUUCUCUGGACAUGCCCUUUUCUUUGGAAUACCCAAACAUCAGUGAGGCUGUGGUGGCCUACUUGGAGCAGCUGAAUUCUGAAAACUACAGUAUUUACAAGAGGACGGCCGAGGUCGUUUAUUCACUUGAGUGUACCUGUAACUUCAUAGUGGAUGUGGGGAAGAAGGGGGAGAAGAAUCUCGUAGAAUUACUGGAGCUGGCAGACCAGGCCUUGCGUAGCUUUUCUGUCCAUCAGCAUUUCCCUCUAAUAAAGGAAAUCAUCUGCCUUUGUUCAAAGAUCUGGAAAUCCGCUCAGGCCAGUCCGUUGCUCCAAGGAGAGAGUCAGAAGGUGUUCCUGCGCUUGCUGGCUCACCCGUUGCUGGCGGUGAAGGUUGAAGCUUACCGCUGCUCUCUGGAAAUCACUAAGGAAUGCUUAGGGGUCCAUAAUGUCACUAAACCCGUGUCUUCAGUUUGUAAUGGGAUUCAUUUUCUACUUCAUCCAAAAGUUCUAUAUGAAAUCUCCACAUUUGGCAUUCAAGAACCCAAAAAUGAGGUGAAUGCUGCCGCCAAGGCCAUCCUGAUGUACCUGCUGCAGGGACGCUUGAUGAUGACAGCGCUGACCUGGACCAAGUUCAUCGAGGCUCUGUGCCCCGUCCUCCCUGUGCUGCAGGGCUAUGCAGACCCAGAGGACACUCUGGGUAACUGUAUUCUCCUCCUGAGCACAGUGGGUGCUGAGGCAGAGGGGGCCCUCCCACACACCACCUGGCUCAGGUCCGUGCUGCGGCUGUUACUGGUGAAGAAGCUGGCGGUCCGCUCUGUAGCAUUAAAGCUUUUUGCAUUUCUUCUUACGAAUGAAGAUGGGGCCGAUAGGAAGCGCCCCUGCGUAGAUGCCGGCGUGCUCUCCAGACUUGCCAAUUUAUUUAUCGUGAAAAACCCCAUCGAGCUCAAAUUGGAUGACAGAAGAGAAGCAGUUAUUAAGGUGGAGACUGUUGAGAAAGUAUAUGAAAUCUUUACCUCAGAUGACAUUGAUUUUGUUUUGAGAAAGUCAGCUGCAGAGCAGUUAGCUGUCAUUAUGCAAGAUAUGAAAAUGCAUGCUGUGGUGAAAAAAUCAUGCUUAAUUGACAAGAUAAUUGAGUAUUUAAAUAGAUGUGUGUGUCAAGAUGGGGAGGAUGUAGAAUGCAUCAUACAACCGAGCCUCACACUCUUUCGAAAAAUGUUAAGUGCCGACCCGGUCCUGCGAGUGUCCCUCAUACAGAGGCCUUCUCUUCUGAGCCUGCUACUCAGAGUUUCCUUGAUAUUCCAUGAAGAUUGUGCCAUUGUAACUGAAGUAGGAGCAGUAUUUUGUCUUCUGUUAUUUGAUGAAGUAUCAAGAAUGGACACAUGGCCUGUCAAUUCUUCCAGUCAGCCUUCUUCACCAUCCGUGUUCAGUUUGCCUCUUUCAGUUAUUAGAAGGUAUCACCUUCCAGUACAUGUCCAUGGUCAUCAUGCUGUGAGUCCAUAUUCCAUCGUUUUGCCUGUGUCUGCUGACUCUCUGUCCUUGAAGCCGGUGGCAGAUAUGUUGAGAGUGGCUUGGAACCUCUCCUGGUAUCAUGGGAUUGACAACCUAUUGAAGCAGAUGAACUCAGAAGCUAACAUCCAAGAAGUUUCGGGCCCAUUGCAGUUAUCUGCAGAGGACGCUCUUACUCUGAAGGUAACACACACAGCCCGUGGGCUGCAGGACUGCCUCCAUUCCAUCGUCCAGGCUACAGCCCACAGGGAGGUCAGGGCUGCUGUCACUAGGAUGGGCUUCUAUCUGCUGAAUGACAGACUGUCUUUGAAGAGUGGCAGUGGCCUGUGUGGGGUGACCUUGAACUCCUUGGCUUGGCACACCGCACUAAACAGGUUUUUACAAGUGCUUCCUGUGUGCAUUGAAGAUGAGAAACUGCUAAUAGACGUCAUACAUUUUUUAAAUAAGUUAAUAAAGGAGCAGAAUACAAACUCAUCAGUAGAACUCCUAAACUGGAUUCUAGAAUUAUUUCUCAGACAUGGUCCAAACCCCCUGUUGGACCUGCUGGUUCCGACAGACUCACAGGCACGAGAAGAGGCGGAUGAUGUUCGGACCGCGGUCAGGCAGCAGCUUCAGAGGGAGCUGAUCGCCCUCUUCGGUACCUUACUACUCGGACUCAGGGCUGUGACGGACAGGAAAUGCGUAGAACUUCUCCGCGUUUUCCACACGCAGCUGGCUCUGAGGCUGCUGCAGUGUCUGCGAGUGACAGACGCCCCCCAUUUCUACGGCCUGCCUUCCCUGGAGCGGACCCUGCGGGGCAUGGCGCACCUCACUGCGGCUCCGGGCUGGAGUGCCCACUCUCCACUGACCAAGCCGUUGGACAUUUGUGCCAAGUACUUGUCAGGUCUCCUUGAGGUGAUAACUUCGUUCUACGUGGAGCGUGGCGGGAAUGCGACGUCCUUCAUGGGGAAAGGGGUCACCAAGAGCACGGUGCUGUGCCUGCUGCACUUGUCCCAUGAGAUGAUGGCCCAGGCCCGGCGCUCGGACUGGAUGCCGCUGUGGUUUUUGCCUUUGGGAGGCCACCAUGAAGACCAUGUUUCUACUCCCCAGGGACUGGCGUGGCUCAUCCCAUUGUGGGUUGAUCGGGACCCAGAGGUGCGAUUCACUUCUCUGGGCGUAGGAGCUGCAUUAACUACCCUCGAGGCUGGCUGCGUUGCUUUGGCAAAUAGUUGUCAGAACAUCUCUGGUGGGCUCUGGGGAACUGUGCUGAACAUCCUUCUGGACCAGUCGGAAUGUAGCAUGGUACGCCGGGAGGCUGCAUUUAUUCUUCAGAAUCUCCUUGUAAUUCCAAUGCCUACAGAAAUUAUAAAGGAUUAUACUUGGCAGGGCCCUUGUGUCCAUGACGAGGACUCUGGCCUGUCACUUGUAGGAAAACCUGCCCUGCAGGCCCUGUUAUACCAUUGCCAUUUUUAUGACCAUGUGAACCAGAUGGUACAGCAUUGUUUCCAAGGACGGUACAUGUUUGAUGUGAGCGGUGCUGCCAUUGAUGGCACCUCAGAAGGCAGUGAUUUCAAUGGUUUAGAUGACUCAUUCAAGUGUUGGAGGACUCCAUCUAUGCUGUCCGCUCAAGACCAAGAUCCAAGUUCUCUAUCUACCUCAGAGACAAUGGUGCCACCCUCUGUCGGGGCCGAAUUCCAGCCAUCUGUGCCAUCAGGAGUACUUCUGCCCGAAGCCCCCCGUGACCAGGUUGCGUCUCCAGGUCAGCGUGAGACCACGUCGGCACGGCCUCCUCGCGACUCGUCCUUUCCUGCCCUUCUGCCGAAGCACUGUGUCUGGGCCACGCCCUCCCUCCUCUCGGCCACGUGCAGCCUCUUAGAUAACCUCCUGGCCAUUGCUCCAGGAGACACUGCAGGUGCCCUUCGACAGGCCCACCUUCUCGAGCGUCUCUGUGGUAUUGCAGAUUCUGCCCUCAUAGAGAAGUGUGUCCAGGACCUCCGGACGCCCCUGCCGCCCUCAUCUCCAGGGGAGCACGCACAGGCCCAGGUCUCCUUCCUCCUGGAAUACCUCUCCUCUCUGGCCAGGCUUCUGCAGUCCUGCUUGCUGGUGGACCGGGACCUCGUGGUUCAGGAUGGGCUCCUGAAACCUCUGCUCGCGAACGUCGUCAGGGUUCUCACCAUAUGCACCAGAGGCGUGUUAGACACAGAGUUGGUGUUGGCGUUUCAUGGAACAUGGACACAUUUAUUUAACCUGCUGGCUGCGCUCCUGAGGAAAGCUGGGGAUGUGGCUCUCCCCUUGGUUACUGCAGCUCUCGCCAAGAACUGGGCAGCGGUGACCGGUAUGUUCUGCAGAUGUGUAGGUUUGUCUGCCACGUGCCCGACCCUGUAUACGGCCAGCCUGCAAUUCCUGUGUAUUCUCUUGACUGAAGACACAAAGAAACGUCUCCAGGAUAAGGAAAACACAAACACAUGCCACAGUCCAACAGUGGCUUUACUUCUUGAUAAAAUAGAGGAAAAUCAGAAAUUGCCAGAGCGACUUAGUGAAGUGAUUCUUCAGAGCUAUGAGGGAAAGUCGUCCAAAGAUCCCCUGAGAAGAACCGCUGCCCAUGCCUUGAUGUCACUCCUGGCUGUCAGCAGAAGGGCUCAGAGACACGCUCUGAAAGCUGAUCUCAUAGACACCUGCAUGGAGCAGAUGAGGCACAUCAACGCACAACUGAACCUGGAGUCCCUGAGGCCUGGGAAAGCAGCCCUGAGGAAAAAGGAGGAUGGUUUUAUUAAGGACUUAAGCACUGCCAUGCAGCUCCUGAGAAACUGUCUUUAUCAAAAUGAAGAAUGUAAGGCAAAAACAACUUUGAAAAGUCCUUCAGUAAAAAGAAGAAUAGAUGAAGCAUAUUCCUUGGCAAAGAGAACUCUCACAGACCCAGAAGAAAGCCCUCUCACUGCCUAUUACCUGCGAUGUCUUGAAAAUCUUGUGCAGCUGCUCAGCUCCUCCUGA
Molecule: messenger RNA, 5982 nt
Organism: Orycteropus afer afer
Lineage: Eukaryota; Metazoa; Chordata; Mammalia; Tubulidentata; Orycteropodidae
Gene: RTTN
Product: rotatin
Exons: 45
Coding region: 1-5982 (1993 amino acids)
Biological process (GO): centriole-centriole cohesion; ciliary basal body organization; centriole replication
Cellular component (GO): centrosome; ciliary basal body; centriole
Source: RefSeq, a predicted model, not a curated record